Messenger RNA from Cladocopium goreaui, 724 nucleotides. NCBI's taxonomy places the organism in Eukaryota, Dinophyceae, Suessiales, Symbiodiniaceae. The record is from the annotation of a GenBank genome assembly.
UUCGGCGACUUGUGAAACACAAAGUUGCCCUUGCCCCAACAUUCCCAUGGCAGCAGCGAUCCAGCGUCGAGACUUGAGCACUGUAUGUGCAAGAAAUCGGCAACGUCGGCCACAGACAAAUUUUAUUCUUGGUGCGUGCAUUUUCACGGUUGGUCACCUGGCGGUAGCGUUUAUUGGCCCACUGCGGUGGACCAAGAACUCUCGAAAUGCCAAAAUGAUCAGAAUGGAGGCGGCAGACUCUCGGAUGACGAUGCCUGCCGGUGCAAUCAUGGAGGUUGCAUCAAACACGGGACAGCUUUCAACUUUCCAAGUGGUCGUGGUUUUUCUAUGCGCUGCAAUUCCUGUGCUUUACUGGUGGUUCGUGAUCGUUCCUUUCAAGAGACGAGAGCUGGCAACCAGCAAGGCGCGUGGACCAAUGAAAAAUUAUUUAGUUGAGUUGGCAGCCACGCCUCAAGAGGAGCGGAAAGAAGAAAAAUGGUUUUAUGACAAAUAUUUACGACAAGGUAAACUUGUUGAACCAAGAACUUCGGAAGGAUUGGCUGAAGUCGUGCAAAGUGUAGAGGAUGAACUGCAAGAAACUCUUCCUGGGGGCGGAUUUUGGAGCUUUGACAAUCCAAUAUUUGUAUGUCUAGUCUUGUUGCUGGUGUUUUGUGUACAGCAAGUGCUGCUUCACGAUGUGUUGCAGAAGUGACGAGAGCUUCAUCCAUCAAUGGUCUAAAAGUUG